Molecule: messenger RNA, 204 nt
Organism: Penicillium nucicola
Lineage: Eukaryota; Fungi; Ascomycota; Eurotiomycetes; Eurotiales; Aspergillaceae
Exons: 1
Coding region: 1-204 (67 amino acids)
Source: RefSeq, a predicted model, not a curated record
AUGACGACGAGUGCAAAGCUGCGGUCAAACAAGUCCGUCGCCUCCGUCGCAGACAUACGAGAACCAAAGACCCCUACAACUGGAUGUGCUAUUCGGAAGUACGCAACAGUAAAACGCGACUCGUCAAGAAAGACUUGUCAAGAGCGCACCGCCGCCGAGUCCAGCAGGUCGUUGAAGAUGGCCCACAAGGUUUGUGGCGAUUAG